Messenger RNA from Daktulosphaira vitifoliae (grape phylloxera), 714 nucleotides. RefSeq names its product piggyBac transposable element-derived protein 3-like. The transcript has a single exon. Bases 1 to 681 code for a protein of 226 amino acids. The record is from RefSeq and is a predicted model, not a curated record. Lineage: Eukaryota; Metazoa; Arthropoda; Insecta; Hemiptera; Phylloxeridae.
AUGGUACCGUGCCCCAAGGCAAUUGAUACAUAUAACUCUUAUAUGGGGGGAGUAUACGAUAACAAAUUAGUGAACAUGGUGUCCACUUAUGUUGGAAGUCAGCCAAUUGGGGAAAAAAAAAGAUUUUUUAGAAGUAAAAAAAAAUACAAAAUGGUACCGUGCCCCAAGGCAAUCGAUACAUAUAACUCUUAUAUGGGGGGAGUCGAUUUGCUCGAUUCAAUGCUAGGCUACUACAGAAUAAGUAUCAAGUCCAAAAAAUAUUAUAUCAAAAUAUUUUUCCAUGUUUUGGAUUUGUGUGUGGUGAAUGCAUGGCUGCUAUAUCGUCGAGUUCAUACCGAUAACUCUUAUUUACCACUAGUAGACUUCAAACUCUUAGUAUCGGAAGUUUUAUGUGAAAAACAAAAAGUAUCACCGAAAAGGAGAGGGAGACCAACUUUAGAAGAAAACACAACUGAGUAUAUGUAUAAUGAAAAAAAACGGAGGAGAGGUCCUUGCAAGGAAAUUCCUGAACAAGAAGUAAGACUGGAUGGGUAUGAUCAUUAUCCUAUUCAUACCAACAAUCGUAUAAGAUGUAAAUAUCCUGAUUGCAAUUUUAAGACUAUGAUAACCUGUCAAAAAUGUACAAUACCUUUAUGUAUAAACAAGGAGAGGAACUGUUUCCUUCUUUUCCAUACAGUUUAAAAUAUGCCAUAUGUAUUACAAACAUUGUUUAAA